AACGCACUCAGAGCGACGACGACGAUAGCUGGACCUCUCUUGUAAGGAGCAGAUCAGGUCGUGGCACUCGCUCAUCAGCAAGCACUAUCGCAUGCGUUGCGAGAAAAUCUGCGCCAUGUCAGAAGAUGUAGACGAAAGACCAAGUCCCUCGAAGCUCGCCGUACCGCCGACUCUUGACGCUUCACUGCAGACUCCCCUCUCCGCCGGCCAGUCCUUUCAACGAGCAGAUGCAUCGAGUCUAUUAGAAGACGGAGACGAACUCGCUGUACAGAUGACUCAGGAGGAUGCUGCCCCAAGCAAAUCUGUCAAUCUGGCUCCUGCCUUCAUUGGGGCUCCAUGCGAUGACCCGUCUGCUCAAAGCACAUCAUCAAUUCAGGCCGACGAGCCACCGGCGGCAGGUUCCGCAAACAUUGGCCGGACAAGUACGGUACCUUCCGUAGAUCAGCUUUAUGAUCGAGGAACCCAGAGAGCGAACCCUCUCGAACUUCCCGGCAUAUCGGUUCCUGCACUCGCCCAUCCUUCUCUCUUCAUGGAGCUGCCCACGUCGGAUGCCAUCGGUGCUCUCCUUGCAAAACAUAUUGCACCUAACCUGCGUCCUUCGCGCGACCUCAGCGGCCGCUGGCCACCUGGGGAGAUAGCGAGCCUACCCACGGCGAUUCACACCAAUUCCUGGCGGCGCGUUGCUCAAUCUGCGCGGUCGCAUAUCAUCGCUUUCGGCGCCGCCAUGAUGGAAGGCAGAGGUGGCGCAGCAGAGAUAUUAGUAUGGUGGAACGUACGGCUGCAUGCGUUGUGGAGGCUCAGACUCCAUGCCCAAGUCAGUAGAGAAAUCGAGGCGCUAUGGGGCGUGCUGGAAAAUACAGUAAUAUCGAGCGACGCUUCCGCUCCUUCGCCAGAGCAACCUGACGGCCUUGAAGGGCAACGCACUCGUCCACAGCAAAGAACCCUCGUUGACUCUCCGAUCGUUCCAUUCGCACUACAAGUGCUGCGUGCGAAACAGCCACGUCUGCAUGGUGAGCACGCUAUUGCACUCGACCGAUGUAGCGCGCUCUUGCGUAAAUGUCAGGGGACUGCGAGGCGCUUUGCUACAGCCGCUGAAAAGUGUGAAGGAGAUGCACGGACUACGUGCCAGAAGUGUCAAGUAAUGUGGAACGACAGGGCCUCGAGAGUAACUUUGAUCACUGCAAGUCUUUUGGUCGAGAUCAAGGACUACCGCUCAGCCAUCAACGUUCUGGCACCGCUCCUGAGCUCAGCGAGCCCGGCUUCUCAAGAUCCCUACUUUCUCUCUGGCAUCGGCCGGAUGUACUUGCAAUGCGGCAUGCUCCAGUUCGCUCGCCAGACAUUCCAACGAUGCAGCAAAGUAGCACAAGAUAGCCUAAGCAAAGUUGACACUGUACCACCACGUCUCAUGGAAGAGGACAGCGCCGCAGCACCAGCCAUGAAACGAGCGACCCAGCUGCGCGCGAUGCUCGCGACGGAUCAAGCACUACUACAUGUGGCGCAUGGAGAGUUUAAGCAAGCUGAAGAAGCCUUACGACCACUUUUUCCCUCAGACUGGCGCUUGGCAGGACAGCACAAUCUCGACCUUGCCAACCAGCUAUCCAAUCUCGCUGUCAUCCUCUUCUACCAAGGGCAAUUGGAGGAGCCCGUCGAGAUGCUCGAGACUCUGCUACGUGAUGGACCCUCUGCGAUCAGCACCACCGAUUCUCUUAUCUUCAACUUGGUCACCUUCCAUGAGCUGGGGAGGGACGACUCCAUCAUGGACAAGCGACGGAUCCUUCUUGAAGUCGCACAGUGGGCAGGCGAAGGGAUCAGCACUUCAGCCCUCAAAUUAGCUUAGAAUUGCAGACGCGUCGCUCAUGUAGCGUCGCCUCAAAGCAUGAGAACGAUUGCCAUACGAAUGCACCAUGCAUCUUGUAGAUUCAUGUCAUGCCGAAGUCCACUCUGCAUAGUGUGCGUCUCGACUCAUGAGUGGGGGCCUGAGCAUAGUCUAAGUAACGAAGAAGC
Tilletiaria anomala UBC 951 is the source of this 2004-nucleotide messenger RNA. RefSeq lists its product as uncharacterized. The record is from RefSeq and is a predicted model, not a curated record. Gene Ontology annotation, cellular component: TRAPP complex; Golgi apparatus. Gene Ontology annotation, molecular function: protein binding. The transcript is spliced from 3 exons. The coding region runs from base 92 to 1837 and encodes 581 amino acids. NCBI's taxonomy places the organism in Eukaryota, Fungi, Basidiomycota, Exobasidiomycetes, Georgefischeriales, Tilletiariaceae.